Molecule: messenger RNA, 1486 nt
Organism: Prosopis cineraria
Lineage: Eukaryota; Viridiplantae; Streptophyta; Magnoliopsida; Fabales; Fabaceae
Product: ethylene-responsive transcription factor ERF113
Exons: 2
Coding region: 366-1145 (259 amino acids)
Biological process (GO): regulation of DNA-templated transcription; ethylene-activated signaling pathway
Molecular function (GO): DNA-binding transcription factor activity; DNA binding
Source: RefSeq, a predicted model, not a curated record
ACAUUAUAAAGUCACCAAAACGAAACCCUAGUUUUCUCCCCUCCCUUCUUUAUUCUAUUCUCUCUACUCCUUUAAUUUCUCUUGUGCUUUCCUUUCCUUCCUCUCCGCUUUUAGCUUUUUUGAUCGAUCCCACAACAUCGAAUCGGAUUACAACCUUAAAACGUUAUAUAUAUACAUGUAGGAGGUAAGUUCAUGUAUAUGUGUGAUCGGUGGGAAUCAUCAGAUAUAAUAUAAAUCAAUCAGAAGAAUAAGGUGUAGCUAAAGUGGAUCGAAAUCAUGGAAAGAGAGCAGGUUCAUCCGAAGAAGCGCAAGAGAAAGAAGAAGAUCACUUGUUCCCAAUAUACUCAGAUCGUUCACAGCAAGACAUGUCGGCCAUGGUUUCUGCUCUUGCUCAAGUCAUUGGGGCUUCCCCUAAUGCUUACAAUCACGAUCAUCCCUUGGCCGUGUCUCAGUCCGGUUCUCAACAUAACAGUACUGAUCAAUGUCUUCAAGCAUUUCAACAACAUGAAGAAAGCAGCACGAGGAAGAGACACUACAGGGGAGUGAGGCAAAGGCCAUGGGGGAAAUGGGCGGCUGAGAUUCGAGAUCCCAAGAAAGCCGCCAGAGUUUGGCUCGGAACCUUCGACACCGCCGAGGCCGCCGCCCUCGCCUACGACGAAGCCGCUCUUAGAUUCAAAGGAAGCAAAGCUAAGCUCAAUUUCCCCGAAAGAGUUCAACUUCAGCCACCUUCCACAACGACGUCGUCUUCCUCUUCUUCCUCAGCUCAAUUUUCUUUCCUCACGCAACCACCACUCGCUCUUGCUCCUCCAACGAUGCCGUUCUCUUCACAACAACCUUAUCAUGAUCAUAAUUACCAAUAUCAUCAUCAACUUCAUCUGAUGGCAAGUGGUGGGACGAGCCAGAAUUUGAAUUAUGGUACUCAUGUGCGGCCUGGAUUUUAUGGGAGAGACAUGUUUCAUUCUUCUGAUCACCAGCAACAACCUUAUACGGCUGUGUCUUCCUCGUCUUCCUCGUCUGGAAUGUCUCACCAGCAACAAGAACAAGAAGAGCUUCUACAGUUUUCGAUGCAAUUUGGAGGUUCUUCGUCUUCUAGUUCUCAUCCUCAUUCGAAUUGGACGUAUCAUGAAUUUGAUGGUAAACGUUGACGAUCGAAUAUUGGAUGCUAAUAAUAAAUUAAAUUUAGGUACGGUUUUUAUAUAUUUGCAAUAUCAGAUUUUAAUAGUAUAAAAUUAUGACAGACACUCAAGAGUUUCAAAAGAAUUUCCUGUGUCAUAAUUUUAUCAAGAAAGCUGAUGAUAGUAAAUAUCUUAAAGAUUUUACCCAAAUUUAAUCUACAAAAUACAUGCAUGUUGUCCUUCACAAUUAAUUGUUUGUUAUUUUGUGUGAUGAGUCACUUUGGUUUGAUGUUUUAAUUGUUGUUUCCGUUAUUUGAUGAUUGCAUCUCAAGUUAAUGAUCAAUAUAUUAUGUUUCCAUUCCUGAUGAUUA